Lithohypha guttulata is the source of this 1602-nucleotide messenger RNA. It is a transcript of the gene MSF1, whose product is annotated as phenylalanyl-tRNA synthetase alpha subunit, mitochondrial. Gene Ontology annotation, biological process: phenylalanyl-tRNA aminoacylation. The transcript is spliced from 2 exons. Gene Ontology annotation, molecular function: tRNA binding; phenylalanine-tRNA ligase activity; ATP binding. Gene Ontology annotation, cellular component: cytoplasm; mitochondrion. The record is from RefSeq and is a predicted model, not a curated record. Bases 1 to 1602 code for a protein of 533 amino acids. NCBI's taxonomy places the organism in Eukaryota, Fungi, Ascomycota, Eurotiomycetes, Chaetothyriales, Trichomeriaceae.
AUGCGCCUGUCCAGUACAGGCGCUUUCCUCAGAGCUCUGCGAGAUGCCCGCAUAAAAGCCUUCCCUGAGCAAUCUGUCAGCCAGUCGAAUGAGAUCGAUCCCAAAAAGACCCAAGCCCUGUCCGAAGAGAGCCAGCAGGAGAAUAAUCAUGCUCAGUUUCUAGCUUCACAACCACAACAUAAGAUCAUCAAGGAUGCAGCAACCUCCAGGGCAGGUGUCAAUAUUCUGGGGCGUCCAUAUGUGUUUGAUAGUACCACAAAUGUGACAGAGUCUAUACUUGGCCUUGUUGGUCGCAAGCUGUACGAUACUCCAAACCACCCUAUUGCUAUUACAAGAAAGUUGAUACAGAGUGUCUUCCGUCCACCUCGCUUCGAGCAUCACACCGCUGCCGACCCUGUCGUCUCCACAAACGAUAAUUUUGAUGUCCUUGGCUUCCCGGCAGACCACCCUGGCCGAUCGCGAACAGACACCUACUACGUCGAUUCCAAGACAGUACUACGUACACACACCUCAGCCCAUCAACAUGCUGCUUUUCGAGGCCUAAGGCACAGAGGAGAUAGUGGCUACACCAUAUGCGCGGAUGUCUAUCGUCGGGACAGCAUCGACCGUAGCCAUUUCCCUGUCUUUCACCAGAUGGAGGCUGCAUGUGUGUGGAAGUUACGCCCACCUAAAGAAGGUAUUCAUACACGCCUACAGCAGCAGGACGCAAGAGCACAUCACAUUCGAAGUAACACUGAAGGAAUACCGAGACACGAUCUGGAAAUAAUCGACGAGGCAGGUUCCUACGAUGAUCAAACAAACCCUGUUCAAAUUGUUCAUGAUCCAGACGAGGCGCAACUCGUUGUGGAAAACCUCAAGAGGAGUCUGGAAAAUCUGGUACAGAAAGUCUUUGUGGCAGCCCAAGCUGCGCAGCCAGACGUCAAACACGAACCGCUUAAAGUACGUUGGAUAGAAGCGUACUUCCCCUUCACCAGUCCUAGUUUCGAGCUCGAGGUCUUUUGGCAAGGCGACUGGCUCGAACUGUUGGGAUGCGGCGUGACCAAGCAGGAGAUUCUCGACAAUGCCGGCCUCCGCGAUCACAUAGGCUGGGCGUGGGGUCUUGGUAUCGAACGACUGGCCAUGGUUUUGUUCGACAUUCCAGACAUCCGACUAUUCUGGUCUCAGGACGAGAGGUUCCUAAAGCAAUUCAAGCAAGGUCAAAUUACACGUUUUAAGUCCUUCAGCAAAUAUCCACCAUGUUACAAGGACAUUUCCUUUUGGGUCAGGCCAUCACCUGCCGCUGCGUCUCCCAUUGGGGCGCAGUCUUCCUCCGGCGCUGCUGCAGCAGCUGGAGGCGACGCAACAAAAGCGUCCCCUGCCGAUACUCAGCCCGCUGCUUUCCACGAAAACGACAUCAUGGAGAUUGUACGUGACGUGGCAGGCACUCUUGCCGAAGACGUCAAACUUGUCGACGAAUUCGUCCAUCCGAAAACUGGAAAGAAAAGUUUAUGUUAUAGAGUCAAUUAUCGAAGUCACGAGCGAACACUAACUAAUGAGGAGACCAACGACAUGCAUGAAAAGGUAACACGCAAGGUAGCAGAAUUACCAGUCGAGAUAAGAUAG